Diaporthe batatas is the source of this 2033-nucleotide messenger RNA. RefSeq lists its product as uncharacterized. The coding region runs from base 346 to 1716 and encodes 456 amino acids. Gene Ontology annotation, biological process: transmembrane transport. Gene Ontology annotation, cellular component: brush border membrane. The record is from RefSeq and is a predicted model, not a curated record. NCBI's taxonomy places the organism in Eukaryota, Fungi, Ascomycota, Sordariomycetes, Diaporthales, Diaporthaceae. Gene Ontology annotation, molecular function: transmembrane transporter activity. The transcript is spliced from 2 exons.
AAGGGACACGGCGUACCGUGCGUAAGGCUGGGGCGCCUCAGCCCCACUGGCGCUGAAGCUUGAAACGAAACAGACCCCGUCGAGGUCUCCGGACAUUUCGUCACGGAACAGCUGUUGCAAGCUGGCUUGUAUCUCCGACCUUUCCCUCGCUGCUGCUACUUCCCAAUCAUCCCAUCUUUCUUCUGUCAGCUCCCGUCCCAUUCCUCCACUGCUAUUCCUCGCCGUCGUUCGCUCCCGAUCAGCACACUUGGCAUUUCAGCACCACCACCACCACCGGUUUGCGCCUACCUCUCUGGCGUAGCCCACCACAUUCGCUUUGACGUCUACACGGCACCGUUGACUAUCAUGGCUGGGUCAGUCGAUGCGGCCACCCGCAAGAGGGUGCUCAAGGUCGUCUUCGUUUCGCUUCUUCUGGAUCUGAUAUCCUUCACCUUUAUCCUGCCUCUGUUCCCCAAGUUGCUCGAAUUCUACCGCAAUGCCGAGGCUCCGACCGACCCGACCGCCCCUCCCAGGGACACACUCCUGUCGUGGAUCCUCAGCCAGCUCAAUGCCUACAAGGCCGCCUUUGCGCGCCCCAUCGACUCCCGCUAUGACAUUGUGCUGCUCGGCGGCGCCCUCGGCUCGCUCUUCUCUCUACUCCAGGCCAUCGCGUCACCCAUUAUCGGAACGCUGUCCGACAGGUACGGCCGCCGCACUGCACUGCUGGCCAGCAUGAUGGGAAACAUACUCUCGGUCUUGUUGUGGGUCAUGGCCGUCGACUUCCGCACUUUCCUCCUGAGCAGGGUUGUCGGCGGGCUCUCUGAGGGCAAUGUCCAGCUGGCUACGGCCAUCGCGACCGACAUUAGCGACAGCAACUCGAGGGGGAGCACCAUGGCCCUGAUCGGCGCCUGCUUCUCCAUCGCCUUCACUUUUGGCCCUGCCCUUGGCGCAUGGCUCAGCAGCAUUGCGACCGUGGCCGCCAACCCCUUUGCGACCGCCGCGGGAUUCAGCUUGUUCUUGAUCGUCACAGAGACAGUCUAUCUGUACACCUCGCUGCCGGAGACGUUGCCCUCCAUGUCGGAGGACAGCACAAACGGCAACGCCACCAAGGGGAAGGCCAACGGGAAGGCUGCCCAGCAGGACCCUGUCCAGCGCACAAACUCUCAUUUCGUGCUGAACGCCACCCACUUCGCCUUCCUGCUUUUCUUCUCCGGCAUGGAGUUCUCGCUGCCAUUCAUGACUUACGACCUCUUCGGGUACUCAUCAGCAAAGAACGGCCGCCUCCUUGGCUUCGUCGGACUGGUUGCGUCGAUCCUCCAGGGCGGUGUGACUCGUCGCCUGCCGCCCCUGCUCUCUGUGAAGAUGGGAGUCAUCGCCUGCCUCCUCGCAUUCGUUCUCCUCGGCCGGCUCACGAGCGUGGCCACGCUCUACGUGGCUGCCACAUGUCUAGCCACGACCUCGGCUACUGUCGUCACGGGCUUGAACGCGCUGGCCUCUUUUGAGGCAAGCGAGGGCGAGAGGGGCGGAAAGCUUGGUGUGAUGAGGAGUUGGGGCCAGGUUGGCCGUGGGCUCGGCCCGAUCUUGUUUACUAGUGUCUACUGGUGGGCCGGCAGGGAGGUUGCGUAUGCCCUCGGCGCCGCUGGAAUCGCGGGUGUGGUUGCCAUCGUCUUUGGUGGGCUAAAAACCCCAGCUGGAAGUGAGAAGAUUGUAAAGGACAAAUCCGAGAAGAAGGCGUAACCUGGAUCGAGUGGCAAGUAUUCAAAAUCGCAGGAGACCAUCUAGCAUCGGAGGAUUCACAAUCUAUCUUAUUUGCAUAUAACGAGCGUCCUUUACUUGAAUUCUGGGCACGAUGGUGGAUGCUUUCUUGACGGCUGACCUCGCUAUACUGCCCCGUCUAUUAUGUUGAUGUACUAAUUGUCGAAGAACAGUUAGCCCGGCCGUCUGAGAGCUUCGUUGUGCGGGUGCUUUCGGCUGACUUCAAGAUGAAACUUUGAUAAAUUAGCACAAAACAGUUGUCAGUGGUAUCGAAACUGAAGAGAGUAGCUUCUUUCUUU